CCGCGAGAAACAGGGGUAUCUAUGAGCAGAUAAAUGGUGUCCACUCUUUCAUCUCCACACCUAAACCAGUCUUGAAAAUGACACAGGCAAACUUUUACUGGCGUUGGUCUGUGCAUAAUUUCAAUUGUGGCGCGUAGAAAGGAUAAUGCGAAGAAAAGAAAAGAGCAGGCAUAAAACCCCUCAAAAAACGGACAAUAAUAUGCUCCAUUUUAUUUUAUUUUUCUGUUUACAAGGGUCCAAGAUGCAAUAUCAAUUAGAUGAGAAUCACCCAUUUUUGGGUCCCCUUUUUUUUAUUUUUUUUAUAUUUUUUUGGGAUUCUCGUGUUUAUAGCUUACGACUAGCAAAAUCGUACUGGAAUAAUAGGCGAACUAUUCUAGAUAUAUUUUUUUUCUCCUAAAAGGCACAUUGUAACCCAAGGGCACAAUAAAAAAACUUUCUCACCAUGAGAACGCGAUGAUUUCUCG
Mycotypha africana is the source of this 464-nucleotide messenger RNA. RefSeq lists its product as uncharacterized. The record is from RefSeq and is a predicted model, not a curated record. The coding region runs from base 146 to 397 and encodes 83 amino acids. The transcript has 2 exons. Lineage: Eukaryota; Fungi; Mucoromycota; Mucoromycetes; Mucorales; Mycotyphaceae.